AUGGUAAUCGAUCUGACGCGGGACUCGGACUCUGAUGAGCAACAACAUCAACCACAAAAAACCAUCCACUCAUUCUUCUCCAACCUUCCUCAUCGCUCUCCCUCCUCCUCAAAUCAAUUGAAAAGAAAAAAUAGAGGUUCCGAGGAUACUUCUGUGUCAUCCCAUCGUUUCUCGCCCGCAGUCAAUGGCUCAGCCAACCAUAACAACUACAAUUACAGUAAUAAAAGCAGCAGUACCAAUGCCUCCAAAAAACCCUUCCCAGCCCCAGAACAAGAACCCUUAAUCUCAAACGGCCCAACCCCCAGCCCGGAAACCCAACAACAAAAAGCCAUCAGUGUCGUCAUCCCUUCGCCCUCCCAGCAACUAAGAAGAGAAAUCCUCAACUCCGAAUGGACCCGCGUCGACACAUCAUUUAAACUAACCGGUAUAUCGGAAAAAUACUACCCAACUGAUGCUUACGAGAAACGCGCGCAAAAGGGCGCUUACCCUGCCAGGAAAAUAAAAAAAGACUACAACAACCGGAGUAAUAUCCCCCUGGAAAUAGGCCAGACAGGACCGAGUCCGAUUCUGACUGCUCAGCCUUACACUACAGUACAUCAGCAAUUGGCCAAAUCGUUUUUGCGCAAGUUAUCUAAGAUUCAGGGUCCGCCGGUGACACUGGCACGCGGCGAUGAACGGAUGUUAACUGAUUUUGCGGCGAACUUUGAAUUCAUCAACACUUACAAAAUCCGGAAAGGUGUGCAGCCCGUCCCGGAGUCGUUCAAUGGGGGAUGCGACUGUGGACCCGGGUGUGAUCCGCGUCGGUGUACUUGUCUGUCCGAGGAGGAGCAUUCGGAUGACAAGAUCGUGCCGUAUCGGGCUGCGACUGAUAAGCCGGGGCUGAUGGUGUUGACGCCGGAUUUCAUGAAACGCACGUCGAUGAUCUAUGAGUGUAGUUCGCGGUGCGGGUGUAGGAGGAAAUGCUGGAAUAGUGUUGUGCAGAAGGGGAGGACGGUGCGGCUGGAGAUUUUUCAUACUGGGGAUCGUGGAUUUGGCCUCCGCUCCCCCGACCCCAUCCGCCGCGGUCAAUUCAUUGACUGCUACCUAGGCGAAGUCAUCCCCAAGAAAACCGCCGACGUCCGCGAAGACCUCGCCGCCUCUACGCAUGGACAUUCUUAUCUUUUCGGGCUCGACUUUCUCAUAGACGACGACGACAUCUAUGUCGUGGACGGCCAAAAAUUGGGCUCACCGGCUCGGUUCAUGAACCAUUCAUGUAACCCCAACUGUCGCAUGUUGCCUGUCUCCCGGACACAUGGUGACGAGCGAUUGUACGACUUGGCUUUCUUUUCGUUGAGGAGUAUCCCGGCGAAUACAGAGUUGACGUUUGAUUAUAACCCGGGGGCUGUCCGUACUAACUCUACUGCAUCUGGAUCUGGGGUUGGGGGUGGUGCGAAAGGUCAAAAAGAGAAAAUUGACCCGAGUGCUGUUAAGUGUUUAUGCGGGGAGAAGAAUUGUCGGGGGCAAUUAUGGCCUAAUCAACGAAAGGGUACGAAGUGAUGUUUUUUUUUUUUCCUUUUUUCUUGUUACUCCUAAGUAUUGGUGUUGUGUUGUUGGCGUUGCAUGUCUGGUCAUUGGUGGUUAUCUUCUUGUUUUCUUUUUCUCUUUUCUUGGGCAUUUGGGCUAUUUAUUUAAUUCUAAUACCCGAGCAUGUCUUCUUUUCUUUUCUAUUUUGUGUAAGUGGAAUGUACAUAGCGUGUCAUGGCCGA
This is a messenger RNA of Aspergillus ruber CBS 135680, 1745 nucleotides long. It is a transcript of the gene clrD, whose product is annotated as histone-lysine N-methyltransferase Clr4. The transcript is spliced from 3 exons. Gene Ontology annotation, molecular function: protein binding; histone methyltransferase activity; zinc ion binding. Gene Ontology annotation, cellular component: nucleus. The record is from RefSeq and is a predicted model, not a curated record. NCBI's taxonomy places the organism in Eukaryota, Fungi, Ascomycota, Eurotiomycetes, Eurotiales, Aspergillaceae. The coding region runs from base 1 to 1536 and encodes 511 amino acids.